Mytilinidion resinicola is the source of this 859-nucleotide messenger RNA. RefSeq lists its product as uncharacterized. Lineage: Eukaryota; Fungi; Ascomycota; Dothideomycetes; Mytilinidiales; Mytilinidiaceae. Bases 100 to 597 code for a protein of 165 amino acids. The record is from RefSeq and is a predicted model, not a curated record. The transcript has a single exon.
CAUAUUCAUAAUCACGUCGCAUUUCGCGAUACUAACUUUCGUCUCUAGCUUAUCCAAAGUAGCCCAGAAACAGCAUCUGAUGGAGUCGAAACUCUUAAGAUGUGCUCCACACCAACCUCAACACUAUUACCCUUCUUCAAAUGCCGUCUGAACCUCUUCUCAACUCUCAACACUCGCGAUCUCCACUCCAUUCCCUUUCCGCCGGCAGUUCAGAUCGCGCAGCUCCCUCUAGGCAUUCUCAAAGCCAAAAGUGAUGGGGAAUCGGCCCAGUGUUUAUGUAUUCAGCCUAUGCGGUAUGGCAAUAUUAGGUCUAGUCCCAGAGUGUUCGCGCUGGGAGGAAAGCGGAGUGGUUUUGCGUUCCCUGCUGCUGGCGACGUCAAGAUGCCUAAACUAUUGGGAAGGUUGGGGUCAGAACGUCCUUCCUUCGGGAAGAGAGGUAGAAGUUGGGUCCUUCUUGCCAGCUCCGCUCGUCAUCGUCAGUGUCUGGACAAGAGUCUCUGCAUUUUCGCUGUGUUCUCGAUGUCUUAUCAAGCUAUAUCGAUAUCCUUACAAGCUAUCUCCUUGGGUCGAUAUACAAAUUGGAUUCUCUUUCAUUGAUCAUAUCACAGGAUUAGGUCAGAAGUUUGCGUAUACGGAUAUACUACUGCACGGGCGUCACUCUUGCUCGCUCGACGUCACUGUAAGAAGUGACCUGGCUAGCAGAUAUUCAGCCAGGCAAAAGGUAGCCUGAUUUUUGAUGCGUCAAUCUUUACGUUGUAGUUGGAGUAUCAAAAGCCUAUCGGGGCACCCUAGGCAGUGCCAGGGAAGGGCCCAAACUAAUAAUGUCCUAGACCUGUAACAUUGGCGACUAACGGACUUG